AUGAAUCUGAAGACUGUUACCAUCCUCCUCGGCCUAUGCGAGAUACUCCUCGCCGUCCCCAUUCAAGGCUCCCUGAGAGAUAAACGUCAGGGUUUCGGAGGCUUCAAUUUCGGUGAUCUGGCGAAUACAGGUUCUUCCGGCACUACCACAGGCUCAAACACCAAUCCGUUUGGGUCGUUGUCUGGCCUCAUUCCGUCCACGAGCGGCUCAGGCUCCUCAACCGGCACUGGGAAUAUGAUUUUCCCAGCUGGAACUUUGACCCCCGGCUCUCAAGCCGGCAAUGACGAAACAAACCAAGGACUGUCUGGAUCUGGCGACCUUUCCCAGGGCGGAGAGGGUGGUCAAGACGCCGAUGAGGGUGACAGCCAAGAAGACGAGACUGUUGCUUGA
Molecule: messenger RNA, 390 nt
Organism: Aspergillus udagawae
Lineage: Eukaryota; Fungi; Ascomycota; Eurotiomycetes; Eurotiales; Aspergillaceae
Exons: 1
Coding region: 1-390 (129 amino acids)
Source: RefSeq, a predicted model, not a curated record